Ipomoea nil (Japanese morning glory) is the source of this 462-nucleotide messenger RNA. RefSeq lists its product as uncharacterized. Bases 1 to 462 code for a protein of 153 amino acids. Lineage: Eukaryota; Viridiplantae; Streptophyta; Magnoliopsida; Solanales; Convolvulaceae. The record is from RefSeq and is a predicted model, not a curated record. The transcript has a single exon.
AUGGUAUCAGAGCCUUCUCGACCAGGCUCCUAUGUCGCUGCCGGCACCGGCGAGGCAAGUCAAGGAGGACAAGCUCCACCGAUUACUCAAUCGCCGGCGCAGAUGACUUCGACGACGAUUCUGCAAGCACAUAGGAAUUAUAGCACAGAGGAUCCAGAGAAUCAUCUUCUCUUCAGCACAAAUGAUAAUCCGAGCCUCAUCCUCGUUAGUCCACCUCUGAUCGGUAGCUCCAAUUAUAGCUCGUGGUGCAUUUCCAUGAGAAUCGCCUUGGAGGUGAAAAAUAAAUGGUGCAUCAUCGACGGAAGCCUCACGGAACCGAGCAGAGAAAGUAGACAAUACGCACCUUGGAGGAGAUGUAACCUCAUGGUGUGUUCAUGGCUGUUUAAAUCUGUGCACUCCUCAAUAGCACAAAGUGUGAUGCAUCUGGAGAAAGCCACUGACGUAUGGGAUGACUUGAGAUGA